Colletotrichum paranaense is the source of this 2544-nucleotide messenger RNA. Its product is annotated as zinc knuckle. NCBI's taxonomy places the organism in Eukaryota, Fungi, Ascomycota, Sordariomycetes, Glomerellales, Glomerellaceae. The transcript has 4 exons. The record is from RefSeq and is a predicted model, not a curated record. The coding region runs from base 1 to 2544 and encodes 847 amino acids.
AUGCAGGCGAGGAUAGCGAAAUUCGUCCCGAUCGUUACGCCGCCAAGUAUCACCGGUCCUGUCCGCAAGUUCGAGGAAAGUAUCCACGCCAGCCUUGAAUUUGAAGAAGCAGCUCGGCGCAACUGCACCCUACAGAACAACGACGACAAGCUCUACAGCAAGUGGCAAUUUCUUCGGCGACAAACGGACAAACUCGUCAAGCAAAUCUCGACAAUGUCUUACCGCGAUUUCGUUGAAUCCAGCACAAAGAUCAUGGCAGGAACCUACGGCUUGGCUCGAGUGGGCGCCCAUUGGGACUUGGCACAACCACGAGUUCACAUGCCUGAUCUCAAGGGCCCAGUGACCCACGAAAUCGCAGCACCCUCCCAGACAAGGUCCGUUGUCUCAUCAAUUCGAUCUGGCCCAAGACCACAACUCGAUUGCGAGGAGAUUCACGAGCUAAUCUCCGGUAUCCCUCGCGGAAAGGCCGAAGGACCGGACGGGAUUGCUGGUGAGGCUCUCAAGAUGCUGCAUGUUUCAAGAGAUGAGCAAGAACCCGAAAGUGAGAAGGAAAGCAUCAUCGCCCCGAUUCUUGAACACAUCAUCAACGCAUGUUUUCCCUUAUCGCAUCAUCCAGCGCAGUUCAAACGAUCCAGGACUGUCAUAGUCGAAAAGGCGGACAAGCCAACGUACGAAACACCGAAGAGCUGGCGUCCUCUCGCCUUGUUAUCCUGCAUGGGCAAGGUUGUAGAGAAGGCCAUGUCGAAUCGCUUGACAAUACUCUCCCUUGAGCACCGCCUUGUCCCUUACAAUCAGUUCGGAUUCGCACGACGGUCUACAACAAAAGCGCUCGAGUUGAUUCUGAAUCGCGUCUACCGAUGCUGGAACGCCAGCCCGCGCAUGUUUGCAACGCUCAUGACCAUUGACAUGACUGGCGCCUUCGAUCAUGUCGAUCGAGAGGUUCUCCUGAACAUCUUGGUUCGGAAAGGUGUCCCUGACUGGAUGGUUCUGUACAUCUCUUCAUUUCUUUCUGAUCGACGCGUUGCCUUGUCUAUUCCAGGAUACACAUCAGAGGAGUUCUGGGUCAACAUUGGCAUUCCCCAGGGCAGCCCUCUUUCGCCUGUUCUCUUCGCCUUGUUCUCCUCUCUUAUACUGGACGAACUCAACAAGAUCUGGCCGUCGAGUCCAUUCUUCCAAGCCAUGUCGUACGUUGACGACACUUGCAUGGUGGUCACCUCACCCUCCUACGAGGAAAACUGCAAGAUCUUGACAACGGCCUUUACCGACCUGAUUGCCGCUACCGCGCCGCAUGGCAUUGCCUUUGGCCCCUCCAAGACACAUAUCAUGCAUUUUCAGAAUCGCACAGGGAGACUCGGGGGGCCAACUCGAGAACUGCCGACGAACCUGAGCCACCCAGAAUCAUACCAUUGGCAGAUCUACCAGACGUUGGUUACCGAGAAGAUGGAAGCCAAGAUGCGCACCAUCUAUCGUAUUUCCGGCUCGACAUGGGGGCCCUCUCUCGCCAGCAUCAGACGCCUGUACAUCACAAGUGUCCGCCCGAUCGCCGCAUACGCCGCUCCCGUGUGGUUCCUCUAUCGAGACAACGAACGCAGGGUCCGCUGGCAGAUCAGCGCCAAUUUGGUCACGAAGCUUGACAAGGCACAGGCGGCGUGUCUCCGACAGGUCGCCGGCGCUUACCAGACCACAGCGACCCAGGUCGUCCACCAGGAGCUUGAUGUGCCGCCGCUUUCUCUAUUCCUUGAGAAGCUCGGCCAAAAACAUCGCACUCGCAAUCUUGACACCCCGGAAUACGGUUCUCUCGAUACCGUGUGGGCAACCGGUACCAUGCCGAAGACCCUAAGCGCAGCGAACAACGUAGCACACCCAUACCGCAUCCUCUACAAAGUCACGGCCGCUUCUAUUGAUUUCGCGGCCCGGAAGCAACUCAUCGAACUCAACGAGGAGCGAGCUACGAAAACAGACCGGCGCGGUUUUCCGCUACCGAAGUUAACGUGGCGGAACUUCCUUGACCGACAGCAAGUGCGGGGCAAAGUCAUCAACAACAAACUUCAGGAGGCAUGCGCGCGGUACUGGCAGAACUACCUCGACGCUCGCCAAGACCGGAGGGAGGAUCAGACCGAGCCAAACUUUCGCAUCGCCAACCACCGUCCUCUGUCCCUCUCGGAAAAAUGGGGCCCAGCCAGCUUGAAAUACUAUGCCAAGCUCACGCGUGCUGAGAGCACCAUGUUGUUCCACUGUAGGACUGGUGUCGUGGGACUCAAGUCCUACCUCUUCUCCAUCCAUGUUCGCGACAUCGUCGACGACCUCUGCCCGUGCAAGCAGGGCAAGCACACCGUCGAGCAUGUCUUCAUCCACUGUCCAGAUUUGUUAGCUGAGCGGACACGGCUCUAUCAGCAAGUCGAUCAUCAUGAUUUGAAGAAGUUGCUGACGUGUGAUUCCAAGGCUGCUGCCGCGUGGGCUAUCCGCUACCUAUCCAUUGAACAAUUCGGCUGGUCUGGGCGGCAAACACCCGACAAAAUCUUCCAAAAGAGAGAUGGGGCGUGA